Molecule: messenger RNA, 2468 nt
Organism: Megalopta genalis
Lineage: Eukaryota; Metazoa; Arthropoda; Insecta; Hymenoptera; Halictidae
Gene: asun
Product: integrator complex subunit 13 asun
Biological process (GO): centrosome localization; regulation of mitotic cell cycle
Cellular component (GO): integrator complex
Source: RefSeq, a predicted model, not a curated record
ACUAUACGGAUACAAUUGUAACAGUUAUAUUGAGAUAUUAAUACAAUGUUUAAGUUAUACAAAAUGGCACUUAAUUAUAGAAUAAUGCAGAUAUGUAUAUGUUAUAUUUACACAUUCUUCUUAUAUACCUAUAAUAUUGUUGUAUAUAAUUAUAAGAAAAUAAGUACAAAUGAUUUCGUAGUGUCGUGUAUUCUAACCUAUAAUAUGUGAGGUCCGUGAUGCACUAUUCUCCUUAUAAGAAAUGUGUAAAUAACAGAUUUACAACGAAUUAUGUUUAAAAGUAGGAAAAUUUUUAAAAUGGUAUAGAAGAAUGUAUCCAGCAAAUCAUAAGACCAUUUUUGUUUUGGAUCAUACCCCCUAUUUUGGUAUAUCUACUGAAUCUCCAUUGGAAUUUGAUUUUCUAAAAAGUCGUGGACAAAAUUUGAUCCCUUUAGCGCCUGUUUGUAAAUCUUUGUGGACUACCAGUGUAGAAGCCUCAUUAGAAUAUUGCCGUAUAGUGUGGGAUCUCUUCCCAACUGGAAAAUUGUUAAGAUUUGUGGUAACCGAUCGAGCAGCUUAUGUAUUAAACUCAUGGAGCCCGUCACAGCAGAAUUUAAAUCACAUCAUGAAUGGUACUGCUAUCUUGGGAGUACCAACGAAAACCCCGGAGCCUGGAGAAGAUUAUUCUGUAAUACAUGGUUUAAGGGUAGCUAUAGAAACUCUUAACGAAUGUUCAGAAAUUCAGCAUGAGAAGAGAACAUCAUUAAAUGAGAAUGCUAGUAAACUCGUGAACAGGGGCAGAGUAAUAUGUAUUACCAGUGCAAGGGACAACAACAAUAUGAAAAGUUUAGAGAAUAUAUUCCUGAACGAGUUGGCUCAAGAAAAUAAAACUGCUUUAGCAUCAGAUCAUUUGAUACCUGUGGAUUAUUGCCAUCUAGUUAUAUUGAACAUAUUUCCUAACAAUAUAGAGUCACAAGUUACUAGCCAGGGACCUAGAGAGGUUUCACCACUAUUGACAGUGGAAGUACACUCGAUUAAGGCACCUGCUCUGCAUUCGAAACUAUCUCAUCUGAUCCUGUCUCACUAUGACUUGGCGAGUACAACGGUUACGGGUAUACCUAUGAAGGAAGAACAGAAUGCCAGUUCCUCUGCCAAUUACGACGUUGAGAUAUUUCAUUCGUCGGCAGCGCAUUCCGCGAUUCUGAAAGGAAAUCCGCAAGACUCGGCCCUGAUUAAAACAUUCAGGAGAUUCGAGGAAGGAUCGGAGUACGAAACUGUAACUCUGAAAUGGUGUACACCGCGAGGUUGUAGCGCAGCGGAGAUGCAAAACUGCACCGCUAUGCACAGAAUUACACCGGUGGAUGUAAAUAGUAGACCGUCGUCUUGCUUGAUCAAUUUUCUGCUAAAUGGUAGGUCCGUGAUGCUUGAAAUGGCUCGCAAGAGUGGAGGGAAAACUAUAUCUCAUUUACUCGCUGCACAUGGUGGAGAAAUCUUUAUACACACAUUGUCUACUGCUAGAAGUGUAUUAGAAGAUCCACCGUCUAUCAGCGAAGGUUGUGGUGGACGUGUAACCGACUAUAGAAUAACCGAUUUCGGAAAGCUUAUGAAGAAUAACGUAUUGGUGCCUUUGAAACGAAGUACAAAUAGCAACGGCGAAGGACCAGCAGAGAAAAUGCGGUCCAGAUUGGAGAGGCAUACAAAAUACUGGCCAAUCACUAUUUCCAGUACGCUUAUGUAUAACUUGAAACAGUUGAUAGACCCGUUGCCAGACCUAAUGGUGAAAGAGGAGCUUACCGCGGAGGAGGUGUUGCAAUGCAAACAAGUGAUUUUCAGCUUGUUACAAUUGGAAACGAAACACGAGGCACUGCCUUUGCCGAGCAUAGGCGGUGGACGUGGCGGGAAAGGUGGUGUACGCAGAGAAGAACAUUAUAGAUUAUUAUGGGGAGAACUGGAGACAUUUCUGAAGCAUCAUGCCAACAAUUCCGCCGCUCAUUCCGAAGUUCUGACUUGCCUCCUUGACGUACGGAGCAAGGACGACAAAGAUAAGGUCGAAUUGGAUCAGGCGUUGCGCGAAUUGGAUGGGUUUGGAAAAGAAGAUGGGACCGCUCGAGCCAGCGUGAUAAGAGCAACCACCGAUUCGCCGAUGUCACCGCCACCUAGUACCUCGAUGUCCUUGGGAAAGCAACUGCACAAGGGCGGCUUCUACGCCCCGAAAAGUCUACUGGAUAUUUGGUUGCAGCGAAGUGCACCCAAAGAGAAGAAACCAGACUUCCACGGCAGAGUGAACAGCGACGGUCACAAGGCAAAGUUGUAUCCCAACUUGAAGGAGCCUGGUCGAGAACCUCGGGAGCCUAUUAUAGAAGGUUGAACAUCGUCUGCCGGAUACGUAUUGUCCGACAUCAAGAUCUAAUGUACCAGAAAGCCUGUGAUCUCCGCUUUCAGAGGAUCGGAGAAAAAUAAUAAUUUUUUUAUUUACGUUUUCCUACUAA